GGAGGGAGCGGGCCGGCCCGGGAGGCGGCGGGACCGGGACCGGGACCGGGACUGAGCCCUGCUCGGCGGUGGUGCCACCGGGGCAGUGUCCCCAUGGCCCUCUUCACAGGAACCAGCAGUCAUCCUAACACCACUGACCCUCUUCCCUGUGGGGGAGACAACACUACAGAGCCUGACCUGCCACACUCACACGCUUACUACGCCCUCUGCUACUGCAUCUUGAUCCUGGCCAUCAUCUUUGGGAACGUGCUGGUCUGCUUAGCCGUGCUGAGGGAACGCACCUUGCAAACCACAACAAACUACCUUGUGGUGAGCCUGGCGGUGGCGGACUUGCUGGUGGCUACUUUGGUGAUGCCAUGGGUGGUGUACCUGGAGGUGACGGGAGGAGUCUGGACUUUCAGCCGCAUCUGUUGCGACAUCUUCGUCACCAUGGAUGUAAUGAUGUGCACAGCCAGCAUUUUAAACCUCUGCGCUAUCAGCAUUGACAGAUACACUGCAGUGGUGAAACCAGUUCAGUACCAGUACAGCACUGGGCAGAGCUCCUGCAGGAGGGUUUCUCUCAUGAUCGUGAUAGUCUGGAUGCUGGCGUUCGCAGUGUCGUGCCCUCUCCUCUUCGGCUUCAAUACUACAGGGGAUCCCAGUGUCUGUUCCAUAUCCAACCCUAGUUUCAUCAUCUACUCCUCUUUGGUGUCCUUCUACCUCCCCUUCCUGGUAACCCUGCUGCUCUAUGUCCGGAUUUACCUCGUGCUAAGACAAAGACAAAAGAAGCGAACGCUCACCUGGCAGGGCAGCCACAGCGCCAGCACCAAACCGUGUUAUGCACACAAAGAACACCCGGAGAGAAAAGCUUUGCCAAACAGAUGCCAAGGCACCUUUUCCCCCUGUCUCCCACUCAAAUGCUCAGGCCAGGAGAUGUCUCCUAAAAGGAAGUUGCUGACUGUCUUCAGCCUGCAGCGGUACCGCAGCUUCUGCCAUGAGGCAUCCCUCACCAAGCCACCAGGGACUACACAACACAGCAGGCUGGAAGAGAGGAGAAAGAGUCUGAAGCCAGGACUGGAGGUACGGAGGCUCAGCAAUGGCAAAACCAUCAGCUCUUUGAAGCUAGCGCACCAGCAGCCCCGGCUGAUCCAGCUUCGGGAGAGGAAGGCUACACAGAUGCUAGCUAUUGUCCUGGGAGCAUUCAUAGUCUGCUGGCUGCCCUUCUUCUUGAUUCACAUCCUCAACACCCACUGCCCAUCCUGCCACGUGCCCCCAGGGCUCUACAGUGCCAGCACCUGGCUUGGCUACGUCAACAGUGCCCUCAACCCCAUCAUCUACACAACCUUCAACACCGACUUCCGCAAAGCCUUCCUCAAGAUCCUCUGCUGCUGACCGCGGGGCCAGCACCGGGCUGCGCGUCUGUGGUUUGCAGCAGACUCCUGGGCUGGGGACAAGGUGUGGGGCCCUUUCCUGCCUCUGCUUCACGCGCCGUGGUCAGUGACGUGCUCCCCUCGGCCGUGAGCAGUGCUGCUCGGUGUGAUGUGGUCAUUGCUGAUGGCCAGGCACCCUCUGCGCCAGCGUGAAGAGCAGGACGGCAGCCCACCUGCACGGCUAGCUUCCCACACCAAACCUCAACGCUCCUGCUUGAAAAAGAACAAGUGCUUCCCGCUUCUGGGGAGGGAGGGGAAGAAGACAGAGGCAAACCAGUGAGUCCCUCAGUGUUGGGCACAGCAGUGCUGAGAGGCAGACCUGGGUGUGCAGUGGAAGGUUGGCCACCAUGCCACUGGGAGCUGCCAGGCUCACAGAGCACACAGGACCCGGGCGGACAGCAUCCUUCAUCUCCACCGCCUACGUGCUGGGAAUGCAUUUCCCCUCCCGUUGCUGGACCCUCAGCCUGCAGAAGGCUCAUGUGCAGCAUUCCUAAUAAGAGGGCAGGCCAUGACCUUUUUGAGAAGAAUCCUGAUCCCUUCAAUCAGCAGCCAAGAGCAAAAAUUCAGCAAGGAAACUUGGAAACGAAGCACUGAAGGAGAAACAACAGCAUCCCUGUUGUCUCCAUCAAAAGGUUUGCCCAUAAAACUGGGGCAGUCUCAGUGCUCGAGAAAAUUGCCCCAGCUGCAAACGAAACCUUCCCUUGUGCCACCAGCUUGUGUUUUAUUGCUCCUUGCAAGGCAGAGAGGUGGCUGCCAGCCCUCUGGUAGGUCUGAUCACAUGAGAAGCGCAACGCUACCGCAGUGUCCCCUCUCUUCCUAACCCAAGGACCAGCGAUAGGUUGGCCACUUAUUUAACCACCACACACCCUGUCAUCUGCUGGGGACGCUAAAUAAUGAACAAGGCCUAGGACAGCUCCAGUCGUGCCUGUGAUAGGUUUGAACCUGUUCGCUCAGCUGGGACAGGUUGCAUGCACCCUGUCUCAAAAUGUGUUGGUGAUCUCUUUGGAACCAGUCUCCAUUUGUGCCCCUCUCCUUGUCAGGAGCACUGCUAGAUUAAGGGUUUGUCCUGCCUGCUGUGAUAACUCCCGUUACAGCCCGUGCCUAGGUGAGAGCUGUUUCAGUACCAUCCCAGUAAGAAAGGUGGUGUGCCCCAGGAUCAGACCCAGGACUCUCCCUGGCUCCCCUGGCCGACACUCCUGCCAGCACACAGGGCAUCCGCACAUCCCAGCUUCCAGCAGCCAAAGACAGCCCUGCCACGCUCUUCUUCCCCAGCAGUAUUUUACAAAGCCACCUCCAGUAGGUCCUGGAUGAAAAGGCCAGACAAGCCCUGCCGUACCAUGUAAGCUGGCCUCAUGUCAGGGCACUCUACUGCUCUUCUCCUUGUACAGACAAACCUGACCUGGAACAGCCUCAACACGUUUCGCUUUCCCUGCUCACCAUCCUGGACCAGAGGCUCCAGCUCUCGCUGCAAGACUAGGCUUCGCUGCGCUGUUAGCCCCCCUCAUUCGACGGCCUUGGGCAUAACUGUGUGUGCUGCCCCUGCCUGUGUCCAUGCCACAGCUCCUUCGUCUGGGAAGGGCUUCUUCUCUUUCCUAAUAUAAAGCCAAACCUCUGGAGCACACAGCAGAGCUCUAGCUUCUUCUGUUUGUCUGGGUUUGGGGAGGAGAUGCUUGUGUUGUUUGCCUGGGGAGGUGCCCUCCAUCCUGCAUUGUAACCGCAUUAAUCCAAUAAAACACAGGUGU
Falco peregrinus (peregrine falcon) is the source of this 3151-nucleotide messenger RNA. It is a transcript of the gene DRD3, whose product is annotated as dopamine receptor D3. The transcript has 7 exons. The record is from RefSeq and is a predicted model, not a curated record. NCBI's taxonomy places the organism in Eukaryota, Metazoa, Chordata, Aves, Falconiformes, Falconidae. Gene Ontology annotation, biological process: adenylate cyclase-activating adrenergic receptor signaling pathway; adenylate cyclase-inhibiting dopamine receptor signaling pathway. The coding region runs from base 94 to 1371 and encodes 425 amino acids. Gene Ontology annotation, molecular function: dopamine neurotransmitter receptor activity, coupled via Gi/Go; G protein-coupled receptor activity. Gene Ontology annotation, cellular component: plasma membrane.